CAUGCCGUCUCCGCCUUCUCUGAGGCGGUGCUCAAUGGCACUUAGCUGUCUUGCUUCCUCUCUUCCCAGCGGCCCGAGCACACCCUUAGCUUUGUUAUUUUGGACCAAGAUAUGCCUUCGCCAUAAACUUCUCAUUAGAUUAUCGUCAUGGCAGAAGCGUUCGUUUUCGCUGCUGGAAUCGUCUCGAUCGUCGGCUUCGCUAGCCAGGCUGGAAAAGGCACCAGCUCUCUCUACAGCUUCCUGAAGGACAUCAAAAACGCACCCAGAACCAACGCGGAGCUACAGAUAUACCUUGACGUCCUCAAAGAAGCUCUCCGGGAAGUCGAAUCUCGAAGGCUUCUUUCAUCUUCAGGCGAAAGCGACCAAGCUAAAACCGCGUACAACGAAUUUAAGGCAGCGAUCACUGCGCUGGAGUCGUUGGUGGACACACAAAAGCGAGGGCAAGGAGAUGGUAGAGUCAGGAAGAAGUGGAAGAAUAUCUUUUACGGCCAUGCGAGAGAAAGAGGUUGUAGAAACAUCUUGCGAUGAUUGAAAGAGCCAAAUCAACUUUGGCAGUUGACUUUGCAUUCGCAGCACACGCAAGAAGCGAGGGAGGUAUUUUCUCGAUUACGAGUCUCUUCCUAUGGGCGAUCCUCGUCGUAUGCGGUAUCAAGGAUGCUCCGUUGCGCGUUAAAAUAGCAGAAUGAACC
This is a messenger RNA of Mytilinidion resinicola, 689 nucleotides long. RefSeq lists its product as uncharacterized. The coding region runs from base 148 to 528 and encodes 126 amino acids. Lineage: Eukaryota; Fungi; Ascomycota; Dothideomycetes; Mytilinidiales; Mytilinidiaceae. The transcript has a single exon. The record is from RefSeq and is a predicted model, not a curated record.